This is a messenger RNA of Danio aesculapii, 5996 nucleotides long. RefSeq names its product roundabout, axon guidance receptor, homolog 4 (Drosophila) (gene robo4). The transcript has 19 exons. The coding region runs from base 147 to 3551 and encodes 1134 amino acids. The record is from RefSeq and is a predicted model, not a curated record. Lineage: Eukaryota; Metazoa; Chordata; Actinopteri; Cypriniformes; Danionidae. Gene Ontology annotation, molecular function: protein binding.
AUACAAAGCAUUUGUGGAAUAUAAAGAAAAAAACAUUCUUUAUAACAAUCUCCCGAUAAUUUAGGACUGUGGGGAGAAGGGUGGACCACAGUUGGGAUGGUGUAGCGGAGGGUGCAGGGCCAGAAGAGAGGAGAUUUAGGCUGAAGAUGCAGGUGUCUGCAUGGAUGUUGUGGGUGGCAUGGCUGUGUACCUGGAGCGAGGCGGUACGUCAGUGCGCAUGCCCACCUGACGAGCAGGUGACACAGAGGUCAGAGGGAAAAGGACACCUACGCCAUCGUCUGAUGCAUCAGCGGGCAUCACACAGAGACAGGGCCCAUCGCAGGAAAGGUUCCAGACUUGUUUCAGAAAUUAACCUACCUCGUAUUGUCCAUCAUCCUUCUGAUGUGGUGGUCCGAGUGGGCAGCCCGGCCACACUAUCCUGCAGGGCAGAGGGCAACCCUGAGCCAACAAUCCAGUGGCUCAGAAAUGGCCAACCUCUUGACAUGGACAAAAUGGAUGCGCAGUCACAGCCUAUCGUUUUACCAGAUGGAAGUUUGUUCUUCUUCAGCGUCGUCUUGGGCCGAAAGGGUCAGUCCCAUGAAGCAGUGUAUGCCUGCAUCGCUCGCAACAGCAUUGGAAACGCAACCAGCAGAAACGCUUCUCUUCAUAUAGCAGCUUUGCGGGAGGAUUUUCGUGUGCAGCCCAGUGAUGUAGAAGUAGCGAUUGGAGAGAUGGCAACAAUAAACUGCAGUCCACCUGUUGGACAUCCCGAACCCAACGUCACCUGGAGGAAAGACGGAAUACUCAUCAACAGCAGCAAUGAACACUACUCUGAGCUGAAAGGAAAACUGAUCAUCGCUCCAGCCCAGAAGAAUGACUCUGGAGUUUACAGCUGUAUAGCCUCAAACACAGUUGGGGUUCGAGAGAGUCGAGCUGCACGAUUGUCUGUUUUAGCAAAGCCAGCGUUGUUCCGUAAACCGGAGGAUGUGUCAGUUCAGCUUGGGGAGUCGGCACAGUUUUUCUGUGAGGCUGACGGAGACCCAAUGCCUUCUAUAGAGUGGAGCCGAGAACAAGGACCUCUACCUAAUGGCAGAUAUUUGAUCAACCCAGAUCACAGUCUGCAGAUCCACUAUGUAACAGCUCAGGACAUGGGCAGAUACAGCUGCACUGUGGAAAAUAAGCUUGGGGUGUCUGUGGCCAGCGCACAGCUUCUUGUAGAAGAUUCAGGGGGCACUAGACUAAGAGACCUACACAGAGAGCUGUCAGCCUUACGUGUAAGCCUGGAAAACGUCACAGUCAUGAGCACAGCCUCCAACAUGUCUCAAGUUAUGUGGAAGUUGCAAUCAUUUGGUUCACAGCCUCAUUAUCUUGAAGGCUUUGAGGUGCUGUAUCGCUCUCUCCUGCCAGCCAGCUCAGACUGGACAGCUCAAAGGGUUCCUCAGCCUGGCCUUCACACCCAUGUAGGUCCUCUGAAGAGAGGCUACAAGUAUGAGUUCAAAGUGCGGCCCUAUGGCAGCAGCCUGUACGGCAGAGAGAGCAACACCAGACACUUGAGAGUGCCAGAGAUAGUCCCCAGCGCUGCACCUCAGGAUGUGUCCAUAACAAUGCCUGCUGAGCGUAAUGACACUGUGCAUCUCAGCUGGGAGCCUCCACCUCAUGAUGCUCACAAUGGAAUCAUUCAGGGAUAUCAGGUGUGGUGUGUGGAGUCUGAAGAACAGACGUCUUUUAACUGGACGGUGGACAGUGGGACACACAGUAUUGAGAUCUUCACACUGCUGCCCAGCAGGUUGUACUGGGUCACAGUGGCUGCCGUUAAUGGGGCAGGUGUGGGUGUCCAGAGCGACCCAUACAAACUGCUCAUAGAGUCAAGACUGGAGGCGACUUCCUAUCAGACAGGCAUACUCAGUAUGUCUCAUUUCCUUAGUGUGAUUAAAGAGCCGGUUUUCAUUGGCAGCGCUGGCACCCUCCUGUGGUGUGUUUUGAUGAUUACUGCCGUGUUUUUGUACAGGAGACAUUUCAGACAAGCCAUUCCCGGUGGCAAAAGCUCGGGUUUAUAUAGACUGGAAAGUGAAGAUCUCAUCAUCAAACACAGAAUGGCGGCUCCAGACUCUCCUUGGAUCUCAGGAGGCUGGAGGCCAGGCUCCAACAGUGAGCCCAAGCAGGGCCUUUGGACCCCGAGCCAGGAGAACUCUGGCCUUCGAAGAACCACUCUGCCUAUUACGGCUAAAAAGGACCCCAACCCCCUGCGGUCAGCUGUCCCCAUCGUGCCAGACAAUUGUGGGGUCUAUGGCACCUUUUAUGUGGAUCUAUCCGGCAAUGGAUUGAAGACGUUUAAUAGUCCGGGCCGCUGUCCCAGAAUGCCUCAUGGCAACACUCAACUGCAAAACUCGGAGACCAUUCGCAUCACAGAGCCCAUAGUCAAAACCGCUGUUGUCAGGGAAGUGCAGGCAUUGCCAUGGAAACGUGCCCUCCCUGCCCAGCCCAACAUGGGAGUGAAGAAGGAAUCAUGGGAGAAAAAUGUCAAGCGUGAGCUGCAUGCGGUGAAAAGCGCCCCACUGAUGCCUCUGAAUCAACAAGCUCUGGCAGUGUGCAGUGCACCGAACCAUCAGCAGAGAUUCAGUCAGCAUCCUGCAGGUGGCGUAUCGGAGUCUGUGAAGCCGCUGAGUUCUCCACGUAUCCUGCACUACUCUGCCUCCCUGCAGCUGGUGGACAUGUUACCCAGCCCUCCACCUCCUCCCAUGGAGGACAACCACAGCCUGAGCUCAGAGGACGAGUCUACCAGAUCCACCAAGCUAACAGUGGACAUUGGUUCUCAGCAGUCUGUAUGUGCUGCCUCUGGGCUCCAGGGUUCAGCUUCAGCCACUACAGGCUGUCCAAACAACCACAGUCCAGCCCAGCUAAGCCCAUCCUUUAGCCAUCUGUCCACAGCCUCCUUCUGCCUCUCCACUGAUGACUACCAGGACACGACGCUCAGCACUCAGGGCCACACUCAAUACAUGGAGAUCAGCCCCAAACCACAGAGACAGAGCACAUCCCAUCAGAGUACUCCAUCGAUGCCCCGUCCAUUCUCUCCUACACCCACGCUGGGCUAUAUCUGUGGGCCUGGGGACCGGGAGAUGGAUGAGGAGCAGGAGACUGUGCCGAUCGGCCUCAGGAGAGCCACUCUAAGGAGCACACCGUCCUCUUGCUGCAGCGAAUGGGAGGGUUCAUUGUGGAACGGCUGGGGUUCGGUGUCUGAGAGCAACGUGACUAGCGCUCGCACCAGCAUCAUCAGCUCCUCGGACUGCUCCUUCAUAAAUGAUGCCAACUUCGCCCGCGUCCUGGCUUUGACUGCUGAAUCCAUGAGCGGUACUUUAUCAGAUUUCUCCCCGCCUGCGUCCCCCCUGAGUGUCCUGUUCCCCCCUCGAGAGUGUUUUGGAGAGGUGGAGCCUCUGCCCGUGUGGGACUGGAGCACAGCAUGGGUGGAAGAGUUGGAGGCCCAGUUUAAAGCCUCCAGAGACCCCAGAAGACCUGCCCGAAACUCAGGCAUUGAGCGUUGGAGAGGACAUCUGGAGAGCCCCUCGCACCGAUGAUCGACCCACACAUGCUUAAGGCUUGUUUAUGGACUACAUUUCCCUGCGUUCCUCAGGGCAACUGCCUUUACUUGUAGUUACAACGAGUUUGGGUUAGUAGCAAGGUCAGUUAAAUCGAACACACUGCUGCAAGGUACAGUAUGUGCAGUGUACACCACUUUCCAUAUGGACAGUUGUACCACACCAUCAUAAAGACUAUUGUAAAUAAAGCAGUUUUAUUUAAUAAACCUCCACAUAAGCUUUUAUAAAUAAAAUAUCAUUUGCGAUUUUAUAUGACAGAGCUAUCUAAACCAGUGGUCCCAACUUUUUUAUCACAGCGGACCGGUCAACACUUGACAACUUUACAGCAGCCCGGGGGAUUCUAUGUAGAUUGCUACGACCAUCAACCGUUUUCUUAGAAGAUGACAAGCUGAUCAAACAUUGCUGUAACUCUGAUACAAGUUUAAUUUAUGGAGAAAAUUAAAAGUACUGCAUUGUUUGGGUGUUUGUGUUUGUCUGAGAUAAUUAGUCUACUGAAAUGUGUAUGUUCCAUACAAAGUAUGAAGCUGAUCAGUUAGAUCUCGUCCAUGACUCACGAAACCGGGUGCGCCUGGCACGCAUGCAUCCCAUGACCAUGCUCAAGCAGUGCGCCUCCAUUGAAAAUAACAAACUUGUGCGCGGAAAAUAUACGAUACGUGAACAACUCAUUUGCUAUCAUUUGCGAUCUCCAGCAGUUGAUCUUCUUCUUGCACAGACAUGCUGGAUUCACCUAAUUAGUUGACAAAUGAGUUGCAGAUCCAUUCCUUGGCAGUUUGCGGGUCCUCCCUUGGACCUUUUCCGCUUCGCGAAGAAACUUCCCAAAGAUGUCUGUUUCUUACUUAUUUUGCUAGCUUGUGGGUUCAAUUUUGGCACUCAAGUGACCGAGAUAUAACCCGAGAAUAUAAAAGAUUUUUCAAAAUAAAAUAUCGUUCAGACUUGGAUAAUAAAUAAAAUGGAAAAAAUUAAGGAUUUGUUGUGCAGCCUGGUAACAAUUGAUCCACGAACCGGUACCGGUACGCAGCCCAGAGGGUUUGGGACCACUGAUCUUAAAUUACACGGGAAAUAUUAUACGAGACGUUUUGUAUUUUUAGUUUUUAUUAUGAUUUUUUUUCUUGUUUUUUUUGUGUAUUUUAUAUUAAAUAGUAGUUGAUUUUGCAUUUAAACUGGAAUAUAACUGAAGUUAAUGUUAGCGAUUGUAGAUCGUAUGUUUUUUAACGGCUAUAUCUAGAAUUGGGAAACCGCAUUAGCGACACUGGUGUCUGUUCUGUGAACUGCAUCAGGCUGACAGACGAAGAAUUGAAAAAUAUACAGUCAUGAUAAUUUGAUUAUAAAGUAUAUUUGAGAUUACAGACCAUUUAGGUCUAUGUGAAAUAUAGUCUGACUGCAGUAUCUCAUGAUACAUUGAGAUUAUGUUGACAUUCGUUGCAGAUGUCAUAGAAUGGAAAGAAUGGGAGUUCAUCACAUAUAUUUUCAAAGUCAAAUCAUCCUGAACAUCGUUCACAUAAAGUUUAUUUGUUACAAGAUUUUCACAUAUUGACAAAAAAGGGUGAUGACUGCAUGAAGUAUAUUACAUUCGUACAUAUAGGCCAUUUUAAAGAAGUUAUUUUAUUGUUUAUUACCCAUUAAUUAGUAUUGAAUUGUUUUAGAUGUUCUUUUUAUGUACAUCAUAAACAUUCCUCACUUUCUGCACUACUAAAGAGCUGCAUUUUAAGCAUUAUAUUUUUACUAAUUGACUUUUAAAAAUUGUAAUAAACAUAUUUUAUCACAAGAAGUAGUAUCUGCCUCUAAGAUCCCUGUGACAAAUGUCUGUGUUAUUUUUUGCUGCAUUGUUUCUAACUGUCUCAUAGUUAAGGGGGAGUACAAGAGGUCUGUCAACAGAACACGUACGGCCCUCCGGAGCUCUAAUCCUCACCGCAAGCCAGAAGAACCAAAUCAGACAACCCUUGACACCCACCGGACACACACACACAGAAAACACAAGUGACCAUGGCAUGACUGCAGAGGGAUUAUCGCUUGUCCCCUUCUCUCUCUCUCUCUCCCUACGGCCAUAUGCUUGGCACAAAAACACACCUCCCCCUUUACACACUUGUAUUCGUGUGCACAUAAACACACUAUUCAGAUCUACAGCCUUGAAUUCGUCUGUGGCCAAAAAGACAUCUUUUUAUAGCCUGCUGGUAAUCCUUUGACCCAGUUUGCCAUGCAAGAGCACACUAAUACACUACCAACUUUUGCCUGUCUUGCACUCAGUUUGGUUCAUUUGUCACAGAAGAGGUCCCGCAAGGGUUAUUUUGCAGGAAACAAGUCUUUAUAACGUGAUUUAGUUUUGUGGAAGUACUGUUGAUCAAAUGCCUGCUGAUUACAUCCUUGAGAUAAAAUGUUCAGCAAGAAUUUUGCAUUUUGUGAAUAAAUGUGCGCAAAAAUUGCAAA